Molecule: messenger RNA, 1522 nt
Organism: Callorhinchus milii (elephant shark)
Lineage: Eukaryota; Metazoa; Chordata; Chondrichthyes; Chimaeriformes; Callorhinchidae
Gene: mxd1
Product: MAX dimerization protein 1
Exons: 6
Coding region: 357-1037 (226 amino acids)
Biological process (GO): negative regulation of transcription by RNA polymerase II
Molecular function (GO): RNA polymerase II cis-regulatory region sequence-specific DNA binding; protein dimerization activity; DNA-binding transcription factor activity, RNA polymerase II-specific
Source: RefSeq, a predicted model, not a curated record
GCGGGCAUUUUUUUCCCUUCAUAUAAACAAAACCCGGCGGUGAGACGAGACGGUUGGUUCGGCUCCCGUUGAGGGAAAGACACAGCGCAAACUUGACCGGACGAUUUUUAAAAAAAUAUAUAUAUAUACACACACACACACACACACGCGCGCACGGGGAGAUUACAUUACAUUACACCCAAAAAAAAAUCAAUCGUCAAAGCGUAAAAGUUUUCGUCGCGCGCAAAAAAAAAAUAUAUAUAUACAUAAACAAAAAAAUAAUACCACGCAACACGCGCACACACAAAAAAAAAACGGGUCACUUCGCCUCAGCUUCAGCGGCGGCGGCGGCAGCAGCAGCGGCGGCGGCGGCGGCGAUGAUGAUGAUGAUGGACGCGGUGAGCAUGACGAACAUCGAGCGGCUGAUCGAGGCGGCGCAUUACCUGGAGCGGCGCGACCGAGAGGCAGAGCAUGGCUACGCUUCUCUGCUGCCCUACAAGAGACAGGAGUUGCCCAAGAGCAAGAGCAAGAGUAAAGGCAAGAAAAGUCCCAGCAACAGGUCGAUGCACAAUGAAAUGGAGAAAAACAGGCGCGCUCAUCUUCGACUCUGCUUGGAGCGUUUGAAAGAAUUGGUGCCACUGGGGCCCGAGACCGCGAAACACACAACCCUCAGUUUACUAAUGAGAGCCAAAUUACACAUCAAGAAACUUGAAGAGAGCGACCGAAGGGCAGUUCACCAGAUCGAUCAGCUGCAGCGGGAACAGCGGCACUUGAAGCGGCAGCUGGAGCUCCUGGGCGAAGGGAGGAUCCGAAUGGACAGCACAAGUUCCACCAUUUCAUCAGAUCGAUCGGAUUCUGACCAAGAAGAAAUUGAUGUGGAUGUGGAGGGCACCGACUGCAUGUCGGGAGACGUGGACUGGAGUAACAGCAGUGUGAGUGACUUUGAUGAGCAAAUCAGUGUGAAGAGUAGCUGCAGUGAUGAAGGCUAUUUCAGUACCAGCUUCAAGAAGGUGAAACUUACCCCCUUCCCUCACAGCAAGACCUGCACCAGCCUAUAAGGGAAACCAGCAUAGCUGCAGAAUCAACUGCAUUUUACCUGAUGAAUGCAUUGCUGCUGCAAAGUUGAACUUUUACCAAGUAGCACAACAUAUCUUUCUCUUUUCUUCUUCUCCUCUACCCUAUUCAUUGCUCUGCAUUGACUUCCCGAAGACGCAUUGGUUUCUGGCCUGUUGAAGAUUGGAACGAGAGAAGGACGAUUCGGAGAGGAAAAGGAUCGGGUUUCUUCCUCGAAGACUCAUCUCAUCUCAUCUCAGGUCCUGCUUUGCUCUGUCGUGUUCAUUGACUCACUUGUUUUCCUCCUUUUUCUCCCCCCCCCCCCCACCACCAAUAUUUUCGCAUUAUAUUGCACAUGCAUAACUCCAUUAAAUUUGGAAGCACUUAAACAUUUGCAUUAAGUGCUGGGGAGGAGGUCGGUUUUAACGGCCUCCUGCCCAGCACACAGGCACUGCUUUAUAUCAUGUGGAUAAAUCUUUCCUUGACUGGU